AUGGCGAUGAACAAAAUCCGCGGCGCCUUUGCGGUGCCUAGGAAAGGAGAGACAUUCGAAUUGCGAGCUGGACUUGUUUCCCAGUAUGCCUAUGAACGGAAGGAAUCCAUCCAAAAGACAAUUAUGGCCAUGACCCUGGGGAAGGAUGUCUCGGCCCUUUUCCCCGAUGUGCUCAAGAACAUUGCUACAGCCGAUCUUGAGCAAAAGAAAUUGGUUUACCUUUAUCUCAUGAACUACGCCAAAUCGCACCCUGAUCUAUGUAUUCUCGCCGUGAACACAUUCGUACAAGACUCGGAAGACCCCAACCCGCUGAUCCGUGCGCUCGCAAUCCGAACAAUGGGCUGUAUUCGGGUGGAGAAGAUGGUGGACUACAUGGAAGAACCGCUACGCAAGACUCUUCGGGACGAAUCACCAUAUGUUCGCAAGACAGCUGCGAUUUGUGUCGCCAAGCUGUUCGAUCUGAAUCCCGCGAUGGCCCUCGAGAAUGGAUUCUUAGAGACGCUCCAGGAGAUGAUCGGUGAUCCCAACCCGAUGGUGGUCGCGAAUGCAGUGACCGCACUUUCGGAGAUUAACCACACUGCACCGGAGACACACGCGCUGAAAAUUAAUAACAACACCCUACGGAAGAUGCUGAUGGCACUGAACGAGUGCACAGAGUGGGGCCGCGUUACUAUUCUCUCAACUUUGGCCGAAUACAAAACGACCGACGUGAAGGAAUCGGAACAUAUCUGCGAACGAGUUGCGCCUCAAUUUCAACAUGUUAACUCGGGUGUUGUUCUUGCAGCGGUCAAGGCUGUAUUCUUACAUAUGAAGAACGUCAACUCUGAAUUGGCAAAGACUUACUUGAAGAAAAUGGCCCCGCCAUUGGUCACAUUGGUUUCGUCGGCUCCCGAGGUGCAAUAUGUGGCAUUGAGAAAUAUCGACCUCCUGCUGCAGAAGCAGCCCGACAUUCUCCAGAAGGAACUUCGUGUUUUCUUUUGCAAAUACAACGAUCCGCCAUAUGUCAAGUUCCAGAAGCUUGAGAUCAUGGUACGGAUUGCGAACGAUCGUAAUGUGGACCAGCUCCUGGCUGAAUUGAAAGAAUACGCCCUUGAAGUCGAUAUGGACUUUGUCCGGCGCGCCGUCAAGGCCAUCGGCCAGGUUGCUAUCAAGAUUGAGAGCGCAAGUGAACGGUGCGUCAACACAUUGUUGGAUCUGAUCAACACCAAGGUAAACUACGUCGUUCAGGAAGCAAUCGUGGUCAUCAAGGACAUUUUCCGAAAGUACCCUGGAUACGAGGGUAUUAUCCCGACUUUGUGCCAGUGCAUUGAUGAGUUAGAUGAGCCUAAUGCUCGGGCGGCACUCAUCUGGAUUGUUGGAGAGUAUGCCGAGAAGAUCAGCAAUGCGGGUGAUAUCCUGGGUGGAUUCGUGGAUGGAUUUAACGAAGAAUUCUCCUCGACGCAAUUGCAAAUCCUCACUUCUGUGGUCAAGCUCUUCCUCAAGCGUCCUGAAAAGGCCCAGGGCCUUGUACAACGGGUCCUCCAGGCCGCGACAGCCGAGAACGACAACCCUGAUGUUCGUGACCGAGCGUAUAUCUACUGGCGUCUUUUGUCCAACACCAGUGAUUCAAAUGCGACAAAGAGCAUUGUGCUCUCCGAUAAGCCUCCUAUCGUUACCACCAUCCACUCACUACCUCCGGCGCUCCUCGAUCAACUCCUCACUGAAUUGUCUACUCUCUCUUCUGUCUACCACAAACCCCCAGAGCAGUUUGUUGGCCACGGCCGAUUCGGCGCCGAUGCCGUCCAACGUGCUGCCAUCGAGGAACAACUUCAAAAUGCGCUCGAGAACCCAUUAGCUGCCGGAGCCGCCGCAGCCGCCGGUGGCUCCGCACCGCCGGCGCAGGCGCAAAACAACGUCGAGAACUUGCUGGACAUCGAUUUCGACGGUGGUGCGCCUGCCUCGGCACAAAACGAGCCGGCUAGCGGCAUGUCGGGCCUUGAGGGAUUGGCCGGUACCCCUGUCCGGGUCGCAUCGCCUGCGGUUGGCACUCCAUCCGGUCAAGCCAACAACAACCUGGAUGACCUGUUGGGCGUGUUUGGAGAUUCUGCAUCCGCGCAGCCCUCGUCGAGCGGUGCCAGCAACGGUGGCGCCGAUAUCAUGAACGGUUUCUCUGGUCUUGAUCUCUCAGGGAAUGCACCUGCGCGAGAUAAUCAGGCCAAGAAAUCUAACGAUGACAUCAUGUCGCUCUUCUAG
Messenger RNA from Penicillium soppii, 2232 nucleotides. Its product is annotated as putative AP-1 adaptor complex subunit beta. The coding region runs from base 1 to 2232 and encodes 743 amino acids. The record is from RefSeq and is a predicted model, not a curated record. The transcript is spliced from 7 exons. Gene Ontology annotation, biological process: intracellular protein transport; vesicle-mediated transport. Lineage: Eukaryota; Fungi; Ascomycota; Eurotiomycetes; Eurotiales; Aspergillaceae. Gene Ontology annotation, cellular component: membrane coat. Gene Ontology annotation, molecular function: clathrin binding.